AUGGAGGCAGAACGGACAGGCUUCCACACGAUCGAGGAACCCCAUCCGACGAAGCUGGUCGAAGGAGGGAGGCUCAGUGAAAAAGACGUCACCGUCGACGACCUGCGCCGCGCAGUGCCGGACUACUGCUUCUCGCCCAAUCUCUUCUUGUCGUUUUAUUAUCUAGCCCGCGAUCUCUGCUACAGCGCAGCCCUCACGGCAGCCCUAUACCAAUUACUACACACGCCCGCCGUCGUCGAAUCUACCUGGUUGUACUACACCGUCGUCAAUGUCUACGGAUUCUGUCAGGGUGUUGUCUGGACAGGGCUGUGGGUGAUCGCUCACGACUGCGGUCACAGCGGUUUUUCGCGCUGGAGCGCUCUCAACGAUACCAUCGGCUUCGUCCUGCAUUCGUGGCUCCUCGCACCCUAUUUCUCGUGGAAGUCGACCCAUCGGCGCCAUCACAUCUAUGCGAACCACAUCGAAAAGGACCUCAACUAUGUCCCGCCACGGCGGAGCCAGUACGCUGAGAAGAUCCACGCCGCCGUCGAGACCCUUGAUGAAGUCGGCCAGGACGCCCCCGUCGUGCUCUUCCUGCGCAUAAUCCUGCAACAAACAAUCGGCUGGAACUGGUACAUCCUCACCAACAUAACCUGCCCACCUUCGGCCGUUCCCAAGAAGAACAUGUCCGCUUGGCGACACAGCCAUUUUGAUCCUUGGGGAGCCCUGUUCUACUCCUCCGAGUGGCCCGCCAUCAUCAUGUCCGACUUGGGUUGCCUCGCUACCAUCAGUAUUCUGUGCUACCUCUGUCGGGCAUUCGGCUCAUUCGAGACCUUGUUUUGGUUUUAUAUUGUUCCAUGGACUUGGGUGAAUCACUGGAUAGUCAUGAUCACCUACCUCCACCAUACCCAUCCAUCCGUGCCCAAAUAUACCUCUGAAUCCUGGACUUUUCUCCGGGGCGCCACGGCCACCAUUGACCGCGACUUCAGUUUCAUCGGCACUCACUUCUUCCACCAUAUUUCCAGCGACCAUGUCACCCACCACCUGUUUUCGCGUAUCCCACACUACUACAGCCCCGUGGCCAGCAGGGCAAUCAUCCCGCUGCUUGGCAAGCACUAUCACGGCCGCGGCGAUUUCAAUUACGACGCCCUGGCUGUCGCAUUUGGCAAGUGUCAGUGGGUGGAAGGGGACAGUGAAAAGGACUCUACUUUUGGCCUGACAAGGGAGAAGUCGGAUAAGAAUGGGAAGGCGAACGAGGCUCUCUGGUAUCGUCCCGGCCCUAGCCCGUCACCCGAGUUCAAGAUGCGAGGGGCAAGGAUUUUUUGA
Talaromyces rugulosus is the source of this 1305-nucleotide messenger RNA. RefSeq lists its product as uncharacterized. The coding region runs from base 1 to 1305 and encodes 434 amino acids. Lineage: Eukaryota; Fungi; Ascomycota; Eurotiomycetes; Eurotiales; Trichocomaceae. Gene Ontology annotation, biological process: lipid metabolic process. The transcript has 3 exons. The record is from RefSeq and is a predicted model, not a curated record. Gene Ontology annotation, molecular function: oxidoreductase activity.